Molecule: messenger RNA, 6862 nt
Organism: Hyalella azteca
Lineage: Eukaryota; Metazoa; Arthropoda; Malacostraca; Amphipoda; Hyalellidae
Exons: 3
Coding region: 212-5476 (1754 amino acids)
Cellular component (GO): nucleus
Source: RefSeq, a predicted model, not a curated record
AUUCAAAGAGAGAUGCCAUAUUGUGAAACAAAAAGAGAAUAUAAGAGUGAAUUGCAGAAUUUAUAUGUAUAGAAGUCAUUACCAUUUUUGGAUAUUGUAAAGGUCAUUUAUACCUUAUUUUAGGCUGGAAAUCCCCUUCGGCAAAUACUGAUGGUGGCAGGUUGUGAACAUGGAAGCAUGAUGGUCCUCUUUGGGUAUCUAAGUCAGGGCCAUGAACAGAGCACCAGACAACGUUGACUCCACCAAACUGCCCAGCUCAAACGAGUCGGAAGCCCAGCCUCGCACUCCGUCCCCCGACGGCGUUGGUGCUUCUUCACUGGACCGUGCAAGCAACAGCCAGACUUCCAAGACGUUGAAAUUUCUCCUAACAGUUCCCCAGAAUGCGAUAGCUGGGGGAUCAGUGUCCUACACGCCUGUUUCUAGGCAGUUAAAUUCUUAUUACUCAGAAUCUGAAGAAGAUUACGACGACGAAGAAAAUAGUGAUUUUCGUCUGCAUAACGAACGCCCGAAACCUUCAGUUCCUCCAUCUCCCUCGAAUAUCAGCUCUAAAAGUUCGUUGCUAAGCGGUGUCUCAGUCCUACCGGCUACGACCACUGUCUCGUCACUGAGAGCUUUCAGUGGCAUCACCAUCCGAUCUGUGGCAGACAACGGCAAUCAGAAAGAAGAACAAUUUUCCGAGUCGGAUUCUGAUAGUGACGAAGGAUCGUAUUCAAGCCUCGGCAACUUGGUUGGUGCCGGUGCUCGUAGCUCCAUCGCCAUCAGCAGCAACGCAUCGGGCGCCGUAAAGAGUGUCACCGCAAAAUCAGCAAACAACGAAAAAAGUUCACAGAAGAAAUCUUCUCUCAAAAAAGUUCUACGGCUGGACGGACUUUCUGCAACCCAAACAUUACCUAAGGGAAUAUCAAUUUCGAGCGUUAGUCAGGACACAAGUUCGCCAUCAUCUGCUGCAAGCUUAGAAAAUUCGGAAGACGAGCAGCAAUCAUUUACUGGAUUCACAAGCGGAUUGCCUGCGCACCUCUUGAAGUCCAUUUCAGUGUCAGGGGCAUCUGUAACGUCUUUAAUCGCCAAACCCACUGAAAGUAACACCGAACGUGAAGAUUCUGUAGAUUUUGCUCAGCAGUGGCUGAAGAAACGACAGCAGCAGCUUCAAGUCAAAAGGGCUCGAGAAAGUGAAGACGAAUUAGACGACGAAGAAUAUUACGAAAGGGAUAAUUCAAAACAAGGAAAUAGCUCACCGAAUUUACAACAAGAAAAGCAAGAGGAGCUUAUCCGACGAAUAAAGCAGCAGAACUUGGCUGCAAAAGAGGAGUCAAAGGUUAGCACCAACGACUUGCUCCUAAAAUACUCGGGCAUCACUUUAUCUAACGCAGGCAGCUCUAUCGCCGGAACAGAAAGCUCUAGCAUCAUAAAACCUGAAUCUAGUUCAAUUAAGAGCUCUAGCAAUUCAGUAUCUAUUUCAGGAGGCACUGCCGGUAUUUCUCUGCCAGCAGGCUUAGGAUGCUCCAUCUCAUUUAAAAGCGUCACCGACUCUAAGUCAAAGGAUUUUGAAUCUGAAGAAGAAUCAGAUCUUGACGAACUUGAUAAUAAUAGCUCGUAUCUGCCUGAGUUGAAACAAACUACAGCCAACGCUAAUACUCGUAUUGAAGCUUUCAAAGACUUGAAUUCGUCGGUUACUUUUUCUAAUUCAAGUGUUGGUAGUGCAAGCAUUUCCUCCGAUUCUAUCUCUAGAUUUCGAGCAAGCGACUUGAUCGCCGAACAAUCGCGUAUCAUUCCAAGUGUAUCUUCACUAAUUGGAUCUUCCUCUAUCUCCAUCGAACCCUCGACCAGCUUCAGCAAAGAGAGCACAUUCACGAUCACAGACACUGACUCCGUAAGCAAUUCCGUUCAGAGCUCUCGACGCUGCUUGGAGUGCAAUGCCGUGUUUGAGAAUGGGGCUAAACUUCGCCUGCAUAUCCUCAGUUCUCACUCUGCCCGUCCUGCGUCUUCAGAUGUCGCUAGUAGCGUUGCUGAAUCUUCGACUGGUGACAAAGACAACGUAAGACCUUGUGUAACAAAGCCUGCUCACUUUAUUAAGUGUUCUGUGUGCCAUUUACCUUUUACCAACACUUAUUAUUUACAGAAACACAGAAUUGAAGUUCACUCUUUGCCAAAACCUUCAAAUAACGGUGAGAGUGACGAAGCUGUUCCUAGAGUUAAGCCAAGACCGUUUAAACUCGUGUGGAGGUGUCGUAGGUGUAGUAUCAAACGUUUUAGCACCUUUAGGUUAUUUGAGAGUCAUCACUUGGCGCACAUCAAAGCUGUUAAUGCUGGCAUCCGUUUGGAAAAACUCUCUCCAGCUGAAGUACAAAAGUUUACGGGUGUUGGUCCUAAAGUAAAGAAGCAGUUAACUGGUAGGAAAAAGGGCAGAAAACCAAACGUCAAGAGGGCUAAAGGUUAUGAUAGUGACGCUGAUUUUACAGUAGCAGGUGCCAAACUUAAGCUUACCAUCACUCAGCCUCGCGAAGGCUCCAACAGGCGCAAUAAAAGAUCAAGUUUCUUCACCUCUGCUAUGAGUCAUCUGUUAGCCGACAGUGACGGUGAGGGAUUCGAAGGAGAAUUUGAAGAAGAUUUACCUGAUCUGCAUACUUUACCGACUGGUCGGGCUCUACCUAGUGCUGCAAAUAAGAGUUUAGACUCCCUGUCUGGACCAACAAGUGGUCAAGAAUUCAUGAGGAUUGAGGCCAGCGAGGGCACGGAACAAUAUAACAAAACGCGUGAAGAAUCUCCAGGUGGCACGCAUACCGGAGAGGCAGGAACUCCCGACGAAGGCUUUGACGACAACCCUGACGAUCCUGAAAGUAUUGGCAGUGUACCUGAGACCAGCAUGGGUCACUCAGAUUCGAGCAACUUCGGUGAUGAAACUUCAGCCGGUGCUGGUGCUGCUGACGCCAGGCAGCAGUCACCUGUAUAUGAUGAUUCGGGAAACCUGCAGAGCGAGCACAUUACUGACAAGUCAAGUGGUAACGGAGAAUUCGAUAACGCCUUCAAUAACCCGGCUAACUUGAACUUCGAUAAUGAGUCGGAAGGCGAACGACCGCCUUCAACUUAUCAGCCACAAUUUGAAUCAUUCACUGGAGAUUGGUUUCAAGAAUAUGAGUCAGGACCGCGCAUUGCCGCGGCUAUGGCUGGUACUGGUGCCGAAGGAGAAAGUUCUGAAAACUCUAAGUGGGCUGAAGGGAAUCACGUUAACGAACCUGAGGCCAGCCAGGAAAUUACUGAGAGUGGAGAACUCCAAGAAUCGGAAGGAACCCAACAAAGGCCGACCGAUCGGAAUGGUCUUUUUAGCCAGGCAGUGCUGGGGAACGAAAAUAGUGCAGCCGGAGGUAAUGGCCGAGGUGUUAGUGGUGGAAGCUUCGAGCAACUCUGUCUUAAUGAUUCCUUCAACCAAGAUCAACAAUCUCAAAAUGAACGAACAACCGAAGUUAUUCAAGAGAGUCACGCGGAAGGUGGUCAGCAGGAUUUGUUGUCAGAGCUUGAGUAUUUAAACAGAGGCGGCCAAUCUACUAAUGACAGUGGCCUAAGCGGGGAUAAUUCACGUGACUCUCAGUCAUCGCAUGUAAACACUUCGCGUCCAGGUUCGAAUUCAAGCUGCCAGUCGGGUGGCCACCCAACUCCACCGCCAGAUACAUCCUUCCGUUCCUUAGCAUCUAGUCCCCUGCAGGCGCCAAAUUCUCCAUCGAUUGGAUCAUCUGUUCUCUCUGGCGGCACUACUUCACCCAUGCAGGGUGUGUCCCUCGCCCAAACAUCUUCCUCUCAUCUUGCCGGUGCUUCUCAAAUGGUCGGAUCUCCUCACAUAGCUGGGUCGCCUCACAUGACUGGAUCGCCUCACAUGGGUGGUUCACCAAGUUUGGGGGGAUCACCACGAUCAAUGACAGGUUCCCCACAUCUUGCCGGCUCGCCUCAACUUGCUGGUUCGCCGUUAUCUCAGACUCAAAGUCUACAGAAUCAACUGCAAACGCCUCCAGAAGCCCGACUGACAAUCGCAAAUAAUUUGAUGGCAAGCUCAGGCUUGAAUGGUAAUAUUCCUAAUUUAGCAACUAGCACCAGCCUUUUGACCAAUACUUUUAAUCAGUGGCCAUCAGUUGCCACAACAUCCAGCUAUUCAGGUUCUUUCUUGAGUAGCAACGGUUUUGAUGGAGCAAUGAGGGCCCCAAUGCCUCCUGGUGUAUCUGUUCCCUAUCGUCCGUCACCUCCUCCUCGCGUAAGAGGCCGACCGCCACUCAUCGGUCACGGUGGGCGGCCGCCUACGAUGAGAGGUCCUGGCCGACCGUUGGGCUCAAGUAUUCUGCCUCCUCCGCUCAUGCCUGCACCCGGUGGGCGUGGGUCGAUGAUGCCUUCCCUGACACGAUUACCGGGCUACAAUUCUCAGCCACGUGGAGGGUCGCACAUGUCUGGCCAAAAACGUCAUUUACCUGGACAGCAAACCGGACUUUCCCCAAGUAAAUCUCAGAGAAGAGAUGAUAUUAACGUGCCAUCAAGGCAAAAAGACAAUGAAUGCCAAAUAAUUGCUGUAGCCAAUCGUGGUGAUGGCUUACCAGUCAUCUCAAAUGUGCAAGGUGGUAGGGAAGAACGAAGGCAAUCCCAACCAACUGGAAACGGCGGUGGCGGUGUGGGAAGCGGGGAGUCCACUAUUCACCUCAGCGACUCGAUCACUCUGAGUGUGCGAUCGUCUAGUGCCAACAAAGAGCCCGCCAGAGGUGAAAGGUCAGGUGACGCAGGCACUGUUGCUAACUUAUUAGCGUCUAGAGGGAUCACGGUUACCCCGGCUGCUGGCGAUAAAAACGAUGGAGGUCGUGACGAGAGAAGAAUACCGACUGCGAGUGAUUUGAAUCUUUCGUCGGCAAUAUCCGUGCACCCUCCGACCUCUCGAGACCGUGACGGUUUUGCGGUGCCACAAGCGCCGAGCACUCGCAAUAUCUCAUCCAAUCGUGAAAUAGAAAGACCACCACGACCACCGACAGUUGAUCUUACUCGUGAUGUAAACCCAACUGGAGCUCAACCAAAUAGAGUUAAAUGUUCUCAGUGUGACCGAUCAUUCUCUAACCAGGCCUUGCUCGCCGAUCAUGCUAAAGUUCACCAGCAGGCGUCUUCUGCACGCAUGCCGUACAAAUGCCAUCUCUGCACUGCAGGAUUUUCUACGCAGAAGGGCCAGCAACACCAUUACCAGCAAUUUCAUCAGCUUCACUUAUCAACAAACGACGUUGCAAUCCCAGUGGUGGAUUUACGCAAUCCUGUUAACGUUCAACGCAUGGCGGCUCUCGGAGUGCGAUCAUUCUUACCGCUCACAAACCUACAAAAUCGAGGAGGCGGUGGUAUUGUCGGAAUUCCUUUAUUGACGUUAGAGAAUUUGCGUAAUGGUCAGAUGACGUUACAACAAUGGGGAGUUAAUGAUGUCCUUACACUGGGUCCGCCUAAGACCCUCAAUAUGCCUAGAUGACGGUCACCCGCUGGACCCCAGAUCGGGUCCAGCGGUGUCCAAGGAAGCAUUAGGCAUCCUGGGGUUGGGCUCCCUAACCGCCAUCCUGCCCCUUAAAACGUCAUCUAAUUAAUGACGACUUAAUCUUAGCAUUGAUGCACAUACAAAUACUCAUGAUUACGAUUAGAGUGUAAAUCUUGUUACCAGACAUCAUGCCUCCAUAGUAUAUUAAAUCCUUUAUUGUUCUAAUCACGACAUCAAAUCAAGCAUCAAUUUUGAUUCAUUGCAUUGUGCCCAAAAUUUCCCAAAUGAUUUGAUUCGAUAUCUUCCUCUCCUCUUCGAGUAUUAAUUUCGUUCUGCUCGAACGAUUGUAAUCAUUAAUCAAGCUUAUUUUCCAUUCUUACUGGUGAUGAAAGGAAGACUAGUUGCAAGUUAGGAAUAUUAUCGCGCAUGAGCUCACUUUAUAUGAUAUGGUGCACCAAACAGUUUGCGAUUGUCAGGAGUGGCGUCUGCAUCUAGGCGUUAAAUCUCGUUAUUCAUUAAUAAAUAAUAAUAGCCACGGAUACUUCGUUUCUUAGUUUCCUGGCGAUAUUAAAAGGAAUAUGCGCGUGUGUCUUUUGUAGUUAUUGCAAAUAAACGUAUUAUUUUUCUACUAGUGAUUAGUACGUAAUGUAUUCUAUGCAGUUUUUUGUGCGCAAUAUAUGUUCUUCUCUCCCCACCUUAUAGUUGAUGGUAGCCGUCUCGUCUGCUGUUAUUAUUAUGGAUGUAUUUAAAUUUUGUAUGUAACGACUAACGUGGGGGUGUAAAAUGACUGAACUAUCUUAUUUAAUAGCCAAGUCGAUGUAACGGAUUAAGAUUUAUACAAAAUCAAUGUUUAAGCCUUGUCAGUUGUGUCUGGCACUCGUAUGUGUACGCUGUUGUACAUUGUUAGUCGAGUGUUAUUCUUAACUUUCACGUUCGAUGAUUCUUUUACUUUGAUGUGUGUAUUUUGAUGACGGGAAGCAUAUAGCUAAAUCAUUCAUUCAAAUCAUAACAUCGUUUUUUUAGAGGAUAAGUAUUUCAGUUUCAGUUGCUAUGUCUACUUUCAUAUUUUUUAUACGACAGGAACGUAAAAUUUAGUUAUAUUUUACCAAUGAGUAGCCAGUUCUGAUCAGCCAGUUCAAACGAUGCCAUUUCAAUCGUGCUCCUAUUUUCAUAUUUCUCUGGAAACAGAUUAACCUAAUAGUUGGAUAAUGUGGUAUAUUGCAAUCGAACAACAAAAAAGCUUAUGCUCUGGCAAUGGCAGCUGGAUGGUAGAAUUUUAUUUUGCUGGCGAACCUUUUCUUUAUUGAAGCGGUACUGAUUUGUUUCAUGCCAUUUGAUGUUUUAGUUGUUCAAUCACUUAUGUGAAUAAGAUGACGGAAGUUA